AUGGCGGCCGGGCCGGGGCCGUGGCUGCUGGGCUCGGGCUUGGCCUUGGGGCCGGCAGGCGUGUGGGCGCAGCUGAGGCUGGUGGAGGCCGGCGGAGGGCAGCGAGCGCCCGGGGACUCCGUGCUCCUCUUCUGCCGCGGACACGGCUUCGACUUCGGGACAUACGCAAUAAGAUGGUACCGUCAGGCACCCGGAGGCAGGCUGGAGUGGGUGUCCUUUAUCUCCCCUAGUUCAUCACUGAUUCAACGUGCACCGGCAGUGAAUGGUCGAGCCUCUGUGUCCCGGGACAAUUCCCGGUUUAGGACAGCUCUGUCUCUAAGUGCCCUGAGCCCACAGGACUCUGCCCGCUACUUCUGUGCUGUUCGCUGGUGGGGUCUCAGUGUGAGGACAGAUAAGCUUAUUUUUGGAAGUGGGACGACUCUCACAGUUGAGCCAAACAACAUAAGGAGUUCUGACCCACAAGUCAUUGUGGUGAAGUAGAAACUGGAAGAAGAUGGCAACACCGAGAAAGUAGCUUGUUUGGCAAGGAAGUUCUAUACAAAGAAUGUCAUCUUGGAGGUGUCCUCUAAUGAAGCCAUAUAUGAGCAAAAUACACCCGUUUUGACAUCAGAAGGGUUGUACGAUACCAUUAAGGUGGUCAGUGCAACAAAAGGCACAGAGGUGGCUUGCACAGCCAAACACGAUGGCAAAGAAGCAUUGCUAGAAAAGGAGGCUGAAGAAUCAGUAACAGGGAACAUUUGCAACACCACAGACAUCUCUAUGCAAGAUGCUGAAGGGGAGAAAACAAACAUGCUCUCUGUGACUGUGUUGGGCUUGAGAGUCCUGCUGGCAAAAAGUAUUGCCUUCAAUGCACUCAUGAGCAUCAAGCUGUUUCUUUUCUGA
This is a messenger RNA of Colius striatus (speckled mousebird), 882 nucleotides long. Its product is annotated as Ig heavy chain Mem5-like. The record is from RefSeq and is a predicted model, not a curated record. Lineage: Eukaryota; Metazoa; Chordata; Aves; Coliiformes; Coliidae. Gene Ontology annotation, molecular function: antigen binding; immunoglobulin receptor binding. Gene Ontology annotation, cellular component: blood microparticle; external side of plasma membrane; immunoglobulin complex, circulating. Gene Ontology annotation, biological process: defense response to bacterium; phagocytosis, engulfment; complement activation, classical pathway.